AUGGACCUCGCCCACCUCCCAGUAGAGCUCAUACAGCAUAUCCAUGUCCUCGCCCACAACCCAUUUUUGCCCCACACCUGCCGAUACAUCUACGCUUCCCUCCACGGCACCUCCCCCCAUUACACUGCCGCCUACCUCCUCUCCCUCUACAGCCCGUACGGCCCAAGCGAAAUUUUGGUCCGUGCUCUGCGCCACCCAGUGUGUGAUAUCGAUGUCGCUCUGGCCCUGAACGAGCAGUGGGAAAAGCGGCGGAGGAUGGGUAACGGAAAGAGCACCGUAACGUCACUCGACCCUAUGCUGGGCAAGAGGGCAAGAUCGAAAUGGGGCUCUGCAUCUCCGGAGCCAGCGAUACGGCCGCUUGCCGUUCGAGAGCUACCGAGACGACUGUUCCGAGUGUCAAAACCCGAGCCGCCGAUCCAUCCCAUGAUAACGUAUCUCUUUGAAACCUAUUCUCCGUCCCCGAAUUCGCACAAGGGCUACCCGCUUUGUCGCGCUGUUCUCCAGCACAAUUUGCCACUGAUAUCGUUUCUCCUGGUACAUGGGGCAGACCCCUCGCUGAAAGACUUUAUGGCGGUGGAAAUCGCCAUCUCUAUGAAAGACCUGCAGAUGGUCAAAAUGUUGAUCGAGAGGCAGCCAGGAGAAGAAACAAAAACGGAUAGCCCCGCAAAGAGGGUAAAGCUAGGAGAUAGAGUGACAGUGGGGACGAGGAUGGUAGAGACUGCAAUCAAGAAGGGGGCAAAUGAGAUUGUAAACUAUCUCGUGCACGACAAGAAGGUCAUGCCGCCCCUUCAGUCCAUCAUGGAACUUGGGAAACCAGACGCUCCUAUAUCAAAACCAAAGUCUCGGCCAAAGCAGAAGAGUAAUAAGAGGCAACGACAGGCUGGAUUUAAAUGA
This is a messenger RNA of Cryptococcus amylolentus CBS 6039, 894 nucleotides long. RefSeq lists its product as hypothetical. NCBI's taxonomy places the organism in Eukaryota, Fungi, Basidiomycota, Tremellomycetes, Tremellales, Cryptococcaceae. The record is from RefSeq and is a predicted model, not a curated record. The coding region runs from base 1 to 894 and encodes 297 amino acids. The transcript has 3 exons.